Molecule: messenger RNA, 2653 nt
Organism: Perca flavescens (yellow perch)
Lineage: Eukaryota; Metazoa; Chordata; Actinopteri; Perciformes; Percidae
Product: GDNF family receptor alpha-2
Exons: 8
Coding region: 621-2030 (469 amino acids)
Biological process (GO): nervous system development
Cellular component (GO): signaling receptor complex; external side of plasma membrane
Molecular function (GO): signaling receptor activity
Source: RefSeq, a predicted model, not a curated record
AGAAGCGUUCACUUCCUCACACAGGAGCGCACAGCUUUUUGGAGAGAGUCAGUGGUGGUGUUGGGGGCGAGAAAAAAAAAAGAUACUAUACAGUCAGCGUUUUGGAGCACUUUUCAAAUGAGUUCUUCUAUCUCGUUAGAGAUAUUGGCACAGCUGACUGACCGUUUCGCGCCAGUUUAAGGAAUGUUUUAAGGACAAAUUGUCUCCAAGGGGCAAUCGGAGCUGGCAGUCUGAGCCCUUAUAAUGCGGAGAGAUCAAGUCUCAGUAGUUGGUCGGUAUGAACGCAGCGCAGACGGACCCUGAGAAACUGCUUUCAUGGAUUGACUGAUUGAUUCGCAUUUGAUUUUUUAUUUUUUUGCCCAAUACCAGAGGAUUUGUCUGUGUCGUGGUUAGUCUAUUAUUCAAAAAAACAAAACAAAAAUCGUGGAUUAUUGUUGGGAGUCGAGGGUUUUUGUCGGAGGUGCGUGGGUAACGAGGAUAUUGAUUUUUUUUAAUUAUUAUUAUUAUUAUUAUUUUUAACAAUUAGCCUACACCUGGGUCAAGGAUCCGAAGAGGGGAAUUAACCUUUAAUAAGGUGGAAAUAUCAGUCGUGUUGGACCCUAACUCAUCUCUCCAACAAUAUGAAGUCUGUCACUGUGUGGAUGUGCGUUUACAGCUUUCUCCUGCUCUUAGAUGAGGCAGCGAGUUCCUGGGAUGGUCCCUCAGCUGUGUCCGUGUCUUUGGCCACUGGGUCUCCAGGAUCUCAGGGCACCGGGUCUGGGCCCGGAGCACAGACAGAAUGGGUGGACUGCAUCCAGGCGAGUGACUGGUGCAACCAGAACCCUCAAUGCAGCUCUCGGUACCGGGUGAUGCGCCAGUGCCUUGUGGGCAAGGAGAAGGAAGCCAUGCUGGACAACAACAGGGAGUGCCAGGCUGCCUUGGAAGUGCUGCUGGUUAGUCCUCUGUAUGACUGCCGCUGCAGGAGGGGCAUGAAGAAGGAGCUGCAGUGUCUGCAGAACUACUGGACCAUCCACAUGGGGCUCACCGAAGGUGGUGACAUGGACGACUCAUCCCCGUAUGAACCUGUAGCACCAAACCGACACCCUGACGCAUUCCGCUUGGCCUCCAUCUCUUCAGGGAUGCUCACCGUGGCCCCAAAAGGUUUCCAGUGUCUCGACGCCGAGAAACACUGCAACCCCUGUCUUGAUGCGGCCAAAGCCUGCAACCUCAACAGCAGCUGCAAGAGGCAACGCUCCGCCUACAUCGCUACCUGCAGCAAGGAGGACCCCAACAAGGGUGAAGCGUGCAGCAAGAAGCGCUGCCACAAAGCGCUAAGGUUGUUCCUGGACCGUGUGCCCCCUGAGUUCAGCCACCGGCUGCUCUUCUGCCCCUGCCAGAGUGUGGGCUGCGCCGAACGACGCAGGCAGACAAUCGUGCCUGAUUGCUCCUAUAAAGAUAAGGAGAAACCCAACUGUCUGGAGCUAUGGAGGGUCUGCCGCCAGGACUCUCUCUGCAGGUCGAGGCUGGCUGAUUACAAGGUGAACUGCUGGGUGACUCCGCAGACAGUGAGCACCUGUCCCAACCAAGACAAUCAUCAAGCCUGCUUGGCCUCCUACGCAAGACUCAUCGGGACGGACAUGACUCCCAACUACGUCGACAGCAGCUUCUCCAACUGGACCAUCUCCCCGUGGUGCAGCUGCAAGGGCAGUGGAAACCAAGAAGAGGAAUGUCUAAACUUCCUGCGCUACUUUACGGAUAACACAUGCCUAAGAAACGCCAUUCAGGCCUUUGGUUACGGGAUAGACAACAUGCAGAACAAAAAUGUGUCCGUCCCUGGUCCCUCUGCGACGACCAAGAUGGGGACGGAUUGGCCGGCAGGCACCUCCGAACCUCCCUUUGUCUCCAUCCUAAAGCAUCCUGAACCAAGAGACGGUGGCCUGGGCAAAACCCGGGGCUUGCCAGAGGAUCACUCUGCCUGUCUGUGUGCCAACGUCUGGGCUCUGCUUCCCGGCCUGGCUUUGGCUCUGGUCCUGGCCCAGCAUGCCUUAUAGAAGCGCCAGGAAGAGAAAAAAGAGGUCAUCCACCCACAAGCUGAUCCCAAAAGCAGAAGGUGUUGUUUCUGAGACUGAUAUUAAGAAAAGGAGGCAUCUCUGGGCAGUUCACAUAACAGUAGAUGGCAUUUAUGAAAGAAAAAAAAAAGAAAAAAAAGGGAAAAAAAGAGGUGGAAAAUAUUGAAAUUUUACAAUUGUGAAUGUGUUGUUCAUUUGAUGUAUUGCUAGGGCAGAACAUGACUGUGAUGAAGCACGUCGCUUUACAAAGGACCCUUGGUAGGAGAGGCCACGAAGGCCGUUCUCUGGGAACGACCCCCCCCCCCUCAGACUGUGACACAAAAUCCCUGAAAGACUGAAGCUGAUUAUUUCAAAGACAUCUGCGCUUUUCUCACCAAAGGAGGGAGAGAGGGAAUGAACAACAUAAUUAAAAGAAGACAGGAUUGACAGAAAAGAAAUUGUUGCGGAGGGAAAAAGGGGUAGAGUGUGAGAGCGAAAGGAGAAUGAGAGAGAGAGAAAGACAGAGAGCGAGACAGAGAAAGAGACAUAUUUCUGUUAUGAGUCACACUUUUUUUUGUCUUGAAUUGGUUCUCGACUUAAUCUUCUCUUGGAUGAACAGACCACAA